GGCCCAGGGUCAUUGUUGGAGGCGUAAAUGUUGCUAUGACUACUGAAACCUCGGUUACUGAACUAAACAGAAAGAAGAGCCUGUCAAGUCUCCUCAGACUAUAUCAAGCAAAUCUAUAAACAUGUCUGUGGAAAAGAUGACAAAAGUAGAAGAGAGUUUUCAAAGGGUCAUGGGACUUAAGAAGAUGGUCGACAGGUGGCGAAAUGCACAUACUGACUGUCUGUGGCAAAUGACAUUGGCCCAGAGAAGAAACCCAUAUGCCACCCUAAAGAUGCAGGACACCAUGGCACAAGAAUUGGCACUGGCCAAAAAGCAACUACUAAGGGUUCGCCAAGCUGCCCUGCACCAGCUGUUUGAAAAGGAGUAUCAGCAGUACCAGCGGGAAUUAAAUCAGAUAGGCAAAGCUUUUUAUGUAGAGAGAUUGUGAUGGCAUCCGAAACAACGUUCUUCCUUUCUCAAUAUGCCUGCUAACCUAGCCUUCUAGAGCCUCUACCACCUUGAACCUCCCUCCCAAAACAUACCUGGAUCUCGCUAUCUGCCUUGGACUUAAGACAGUGCUCCCACUCUCACUUCACUUUUGUUAAUCCCUUGCUGCUGUUUGGGAAGCAAUCUAUGAAACAACGGUAAAAACAAGAGUGACGCCUUGUGGUCAGAGUGGGAUUUACUGUGUUGACGUAAGAGGGCAGGGGUGAGGAGGGGCGGACAAAGUGAGUUGAGAAUCCUGAUUUUGUAUAACAAAUAAAAUGAGUUCUUAAAGGCUCAAA
Molecule: messenger RNA, 764 nt
Organism: Saimiri boliviensis boliviensis (Bolivian squirrel monkey)
Lineage: Eukaryota; Metazoa; Chordata; Mammalia; Primates; Cebidae
Gene: CFAP141
Product: cilia and flagella associated protein 141
Source: RefSeq, a predicted model, not a curated record